AUGUCUUGCAAGGUGGCUGGCCGCCCAGUGGGGGUGCUGGCCCGGAAGGCGCGCAGCCUGUUUGCCGGGCGGUGGCUGGCGGAGGCGGAGGCGGAGGCGGAAGUGCACGCCGCCGCCUUCCAGAGCUCACUACCGCCGCUGCUUGACGGGGCUAGCCGCCACCGCCGCCUCCCGGUGCUCGCCGCCGCCUCUGCCUCCCAGUGUUCACUACUGAGGCCACCUGCCAGUGCUCACGGCCGACGCCACCUGCCGGUGCUCCCCAAUCCGCCGCAGCUUGCUAACGUUCGCGGAAACCGCUGCCGCCUGCAGGUGCUCGCCAACGCCGACGCCUCCCCGUGCUCGCAACAGCCACCGCCACCUGCUGGUGAUCGCCGCCGCCCCCUCCUCAACGUGAUCGCCACUGCCGCCGCUGAAUGCACGUGCUUGCCACAGCCGCUGCCUCCCAGUGCUCGCUCCAGCCACCGCUUGCUGGUGCUCUCCACCACCACGGACGCCGCCUCUCGAUGCUCGCCGCUGCGGCCGCCUGCCGGUGCUUGCCACCCUCACCACCACUUGCUGAUGCUUGCUGCCCCUGACGACGCCUGCCGGUGCUCGCCAGCCGCCGCUGCCUGUUGGUGCUCACUGCUGCAGCCGACUGCCAGUGCUCAGGGCCACUACCGCCUGUCGGUGCUCGGUACCGCCGCCGCCGCCACCACCUGCCAGUGUUCUCCAUUCUACCGCCUGCCAGUGCUCGCCACCGCCGCCACUGCGUGCCAGUGCUUGCUGCGCGGCCGCCUGCUGGUGCUCACUGCCGCCGCCGGCUCACAGUGCUCACCACCGCCGCUGUCUCCAGGUGCUUGCUGUCACGACCACCUGCCGGUGCUCAGGGCCGCCACUGCCUGCUGGUGCUCGGUACCGCCUUCGCUGCCGCCUGCCAGUGCUUGCGUCCGCCGCCACCGCCAGCCGGUGCUCGCCGUCACCGCCGCCCCAUGGUGGUCGCCGCCGCCUCCGCCGCCACCUCCCCUGCUCACCACCGCUGCUGCCUGCUGGGGCUCGCCGUCAACACCGCCUCCCGGUACUCCCCGCCGCCACCGCCUCCCAGUGCUCGCUGCUGAGGCCACCUACCGGUGCUCACGGUCGACGCCGCCUGCCGGUGCUCCCCAGCGCCGCCACAGCUUGCUGAUGCUCCCCGCCGCCACCGCCGCCGCCGCCUGCCGGUGCUCGAAGCCACCGCCGCCUCACGGCGCUUUCCACCGCCGCCGCCUGCCAGUGCUCGCCACGGCCACCGCCACCUGCCGGUGCUGGCUGCCGCGGCCGCUAGCCGAUGCUCACAAACGCCGCCGGCGGGUAAACGCCAACGCAGCCGCCGACACCUCCUGGUGCUCUCCACCACCGCCGCCGCCUGCUGGUGCUAACUACCGCCGCCGCCUGCCGGUGCUCGCCGCUGCCGCCACCGCCCGUCGGUGCUCGAUGCCACCGCCGCCUCCCAUUUCACGCCACCGCUGCAACCACCUCCCGGUGCUCGCCGCCUCCGUCGCCUCCCAUUGCUCACUGCUGAGGCCACCUGCCGUUGCUCACGGCCGACGCCGCCUGCCGUUGUUCCCCACUCCGCCGCAGCUUGCUGAUGCUCGCCGCCACUGCCGUCGCCUGGUGGUGCUCGCCACCGCCGCCGCCUGCCGGUGCUCGCCAACGCCGCCGCCUGCUGCUGCUCGCCGCCGCCGCCGCCGCCCGCCGGUGCUCAUUUCCCCCGCCACCUCCCGUUACACGCCACUGCCGCCACCGCGUUCCAGAGCACGCAGCCGCCGCUGCCGCUGCCUCCCAGUGCUCGCCACCGCCGCCGCCUGCCGGUGCUCACCACCUCUGCCGCCUGCUGGUGCGCGCCACCACCCCCGCCUCCCCGUGUUGCUGCCGCGGCCACGUGCCGGUGCUGACAGCCGACGCCGCCUGCCGGUGCUCACAACCGCCACCGCCACCUGCCGGAGCUUGCCACCGCCGCCGCCUCAAGAUGAUCGCCACGGCCGCCGCUGA
Molecule: messenger RNA, 2007 nt
Organism: Schistocerca cancellata (South American locust)
Lineage: Eukaryota; Metazoa; Arthropoda; Insecta; Orthoptera; Acrididae
Product: proline-rich protein 36-like
Exons: 3
Coding region: 1-2007 (668 amino acids)
Biological process (GO): actin filament polymerization
Cellular component (GO): actin filament; cytoplasm
Molecular function (GO): microtubule binding; actin binding
Source: RefSeq, a predicted model, not a curated record